GUUUUCUAUUUACAUUUCCCCCCCUAUUUUUUCGAAUCACGCAACAGGACGUCACCACUGGACUUUAAAUCGACUUUUGGAAUUUUCCUUCUAUAACUUUUUCUCACGUGUGUAUUUCUACUUUACCCGCGUGACCCGCGUGCGUACCGCUAUCUUAGAUGCAGAUCUGUGUACUGGAGAGUUAACUUUACGCUCGAGGCGCGCGCAUGGCGGCACUACGCUGGAAUGUGUCUUGCAGAUGGCUCUCGUUUGUUUUCACAGCAGCGUGCAUCGAUUAGUGGAGAAACAGCCUCUCUCACUCCCAUCGACCUCCUUCUCUCGAGCUCCUUCACUCAUUACGCAAACACCCGUCGCCCGAAUCAAUGAGUUGUAAUUACAUCACUUUUUUGAUCAUCUUGUAGGGAUUGAUCUCAAGUUCAACAUCGUGAAAUCAGCUCGAGAAUCGAUUUAGUUUCACGACUGCAGUUUGACUUCAAAACUCAACAUUGACCAUUUUAGACCCCAUCGGGAAAGAAUUAGAGUUCCUUCCUUCCUUCUGCGUUUGGGUGUAAGAGGAGACUUUCACAUUGAGGUAAACACUGCGGUUGGUGCAGAAGUGAUGAAAUAGCGCCCUCUGGCGGCCUGAUGAGUAUUACUAUUAGAAUAUCUACAAAAUGCUGCUCUUCCUGCUCGGAGUGCUUGUUUUGCACUUAAUCAUUCUCGUUCUUCUCAUCGUGUCGACGGCAGCCAGUGCCUGGUCUGUAGGUGGGGGUGGUACCACAGAUCUAUGGUACAGUUGCAUGACAACUAAUGGAGGCUACCACUGCAAGCCAGCCAGCAAUGAAGACUGGAUCCAGGCAGUGCAGGCCCUCAUGAUCCUGUCCCUGCUCUUCUGCUUCUUCUCCCUCAUUGCAUUCGUGUUUCAGCUGUUCAAACUGGUCAAGGGCGGACGCUUCUUCUUCACCGCCAUCUUCCAGAUCUUGGCAAGUGUGUUUGUGAUGUGCGCGGCCAUCAUCUACACCGUGAUGAGUCCGGACGAUGGAACCGGCGUUCAAUUCGGCUACGCUUAUGUGCUGGCCUGGGUGGCUUUCCCUCUGUGUCUCAUCAGCGGGCUCAUUUAUAUCGUCCUGAGGAAGAAAGAAUGAGAGAGAGAAGAGGAGAGGAGAAAAGAGGAGGGGGAGUAAGUUGACCCCUUACAACAACAUCGCACUGUGCCUCCUGCCCACAGACCAUAGACUGACAUCCCAACAAUACAAUACAAGUGUCACCAAUAAUUUUCAACACUUAAUGGAGACAUUCAUCACUGCAGGGGAACAUUAAGAUGCAUUUCAGUUUCCACUAAGUCCCCAUCACAUUCUGAAAUAUAUCACACCUGUUUGCUUUGUCGAUUUUAACAGUGUUAAUACGCGUCAACCUGCAGUGACAGAUUGUCUUCAAAAUGUGUUUCUAAAUGUGUUGGCGACAGAUUGAUUUCUUGUUGCAUGCUGGCACCCGACUUCCACAAAUCCAUCAUGUGUGAUAACAAAGACGAGUAAUCUCUGCCUUGCUUCAGUACAAAGAUGUACAUAGUGUCUGUGGUUUUUAGACAUAUUUAUAACAUUUUUACAUACAUUUUGUACAUAUUGUUGUCAAGAUAACAUUGUCAUGCUCAUUUACGUGAAAGACUGUUUUUGUCUCUCACAAACCAUGCAGCUGUGCCAAAGAGAUGUCCCUCAAUCUACCAGAGUAUCAAGCUUUUUAUUGUAUUCUCUCUUUUUUCUGAGUGUCCUAUGCUUUGAAUCACGUGCCUUACUCUGAAUAUCUGUGGAAAUGAGAAACUCCGCAGACAUUUUAAAAAGUAACAAUAAGAAGUCUUAAUAAACUCAUGACGUUUUUAUUAUCAUUGUACUUAAUAUGCCAAUAAUUUUUUUUUGCAUUUUGUAAUCUAGUUUUGAAAAAUGGUGCUUUAAUCUACUAUUCUUGAAAUGUAUAGCCUACUUUGUGUUGCAAGUGUGUCGUGCCCUGUGAUUAAUUUGCUUUGUACAAACCCCAGUUUGCAUUUUUGUCAGUAUUCUUUUAAAUAAAACCUUUGAAAUUAAUAACUAUUUUACUGUUGUACGGUCCAGCCAUAAGCACAAUUUACAGAGGUCUGUUAAAUAAACCGAGUGUGACUACACGUUUAGUGUCACACCACACAGUGA
Molecule: messenger RNA, 2159 nt
Organism: Pseudoliparis swirei
Lineage: Eukaryota; Metazoa; Chordata; Actinopteri; Perciformes; Liparidae
Product: peripheral myelin protein 22-like
Exons: 5
Coding region: 654-1124 (156 amino acids)
Cellular component (GO): plasma membrane
Source: RefSeq, a predicted model, not a curated record